This is a messenger RNA of Elaeis guineensis (African oil palm), 2455 nucleotides long. Its product is annotated as serine/threonine-protein kinase PBL34. Gene Ontology annotation, biological process: protein phosphorylation. The record is from RefSeq and is a predicted model, not a curated record. Gene Ontology annotation, molecular function: ATP binding; protein kinase activity. Lineage: Eukaryota; Viridiplantae; Streptophyta; Magnoliopsida; Arecales; Arecaceae.
UCCUCCUCUCUCUCUCUCUCUCUCCCCCCACCCCCCGGUUCCCACGCACUGCUUCUCUACCCCUUCUCUCUUCCUCGGAGCCAUCGGUCUCUGGUUCUCCCACCGUCAAAUGCUCGCUGGCGCCGUUACGUCGGGCAGCUGCCUUCCUCCUGCUUACCUCGCCUGAGCCCCAACCUGGGCAGCUCUUCGGACAGGAGACUGAGUCCGGUUCUGCACCACACGACCACCUCCGUCUCCAAGCGAGUUCCGAAGUUCCCCGGGCGAGGAAGCCCUCCCGGGUUCGGAGGUUCCGAGGAGAAAUCUCGAGCUCCGUGGUCGGUCUUUGAUCUCGGUGUCGUUCCACCUCGUUCGAUUCUCUCUUUUUCGUUUAGGGUUUCGAGCUCUGGAUUAGUGGGAUCUUAGUUUCCUGUUGCCGUUUUGGUGCAGAUUUGUUGAGAGGUUUCUGGAGGAGAGGAGUUAUUAGGGCCGAUUUCGGUAUAAGGAAUCUUUCUGGGAGAGAGGGGGUUCGGCUUUCCUAGCUGGGAUCUUUGAUUUCGAACUGGGAUGAGAUUUUGAGGGAUGGGGUUGGGUCCCGAGGAGUUUAAAUCGGAGGGAUGGGGCAGCGUUGGGAAAGGGAAGGAGAAGGGGAGUAAGAAUAAGAAGAGCAAGGCAAGGGAGGAGGAGACUGGAUGUUGGAUUAAGCGCAGAUUGAUGUGGAGUUGCAUCUCGUCAAGAUCCAAAGUGGAUACAUCCAUCAGUAAUGCCAGCACUCAUUGCGCAGAAAGUAAAUACACAAAUGAUGGCAGCAGGGACCAACCAGUUGCACCAGUAGUCUCUGGUUCCACAACCACAAGUACUGCUGAAAGUAACUCAUCUACUAAAGGAGGUGAGGAAUUAAAAGUUGCAUCUCAGUUGCGGAAGUUCACUUUCCAUGAGCUUAAGUCUGCCACAAGAAACUUUAGGCCGGAGAGCCUUCUGGGAGAGGGGGGCUUUGGUUGUGUCUUCAAAGGAUGGAUCGAGGAGAAUGGUACUGCUCCUGUGAAACCUGGUACAGGGCUAACUGUUGCUGUCAAAACACUCAACCAUGAUGGACUUCAAGGGCAUAAAGAGUGGCUGGCAGAAGUUAAUUAUCUUGGUGACCUUCAACAUCCAAAUUUAGUGAGGUUGAUUGGUUACUGUAUUGAAGAUGAUCAAAGAUUGCUGGUGUAUGAGUUUAUGCCUCGAGGAAGUCUUGAAAAUCAUCUUUUCAGAAGGUCCCUGCCUCUGCCAUGGCCCAUAAGAAUGAAGAUUGCUCUGGGUGCUGCAAGGGGCCUUGCUUUUCUCCAUGAGGAAGCAGAAAGACCAGUGAUAUAUCGUGAUUUCAAAACAUCCAACAUUCUAUUGGAUGCGGAUUAUAAUGCAAAGCUGUCGGACUUUGGGCUUGCUAAGGAUGCUCCUGAGGGGGAUAAAACUCAUGUGUCAACACGAGUGAUGGGAACAUAUGGAUAUGCAGCUCCAGAAUAUGUAAUGACAGGACAUCUGACAUCAAAGAGUGAUGUCUACAGUUUUGGGGUGGUGCUGCUCGAAAUGAUGACAGGGCGGAGGUCCAUGGACAGGAACCGACCAAAUGGUGAGCACAACCUGGUGGAGUGGGCACGCCCCCAGCUAGGAGAAAGACGACGCUUCUUCAGACUUAUAGAUCCUCGCCUGGAUGGCAACUUCUCAGUCAAAGGUGCUCAAAAAGCUGCCCAGCUGGCACAUGCGUGCCUCAGUCGUGAUCCGAAAAUCAGGCCUUUAAUGAGUGAAGUAGUGAAAGUCCUCAAACCAUUGAUCAACCUUAAAGACAUGGCGAGCUCCUCGUAUUUUUUUCAGUCAAUGCAAGCAGGUGCAGCAAACACCAACAAUCAGAAUGCAAGGCAUGUUUUAAAAUUACAGGCAUCCUUUCCAAGGAAUGGACAGCAGCCUGUGAGGAGCCAGCCUGGGAGGAGCCUCUCUAAUGGUUCACUUCCUUCUCCAUACCGCCAAUCUCCAAAGCCCAAUGGCAAACAACCAUGAGCACAUCGCUUUCGGUAACCUAUUUCGAGAAAGUACAAAUAUUGAAUGGUGAAAGUAUGCUGGACUGUGGUGUUUAAAUUUGUUGCAUAUCUGGUGAUCAAGGCUGAUGGACUCCUUGGAUAAAGGUUGAUGGAGGUGUGAGGGAUUGGUGUCAACCUUUGCUGGUUAUGAGUUACCAAAAAAAAAGAGUAACUGUGAAGAAUAUUUAUAGUUUGAUGCUUCCAUUGUCUUUUCUCCUGUUGUAGUAAUUGUCAGUUGCUCGGUAUAGCCAAUUGACACGAAGGAGGUUUUAUGGGGUCAUCAGGUCUCUUCUUGAAGCUUGAACAGUUCGUGAAUGAUUCUGAUUGGAGAAUCAUGGGGAAAACAUGGGAAAAACUUCUCUUGCUUUCCUCUUUUCGUUUUUUCUUUUUCAAAGAAAAGCGUUGCUUGUAAUUUAUAUCAA